GUACUCGAAUAAACCAAACCGUUCAACCCGUAACCAUAUAAACCGACACUCGACAAAACCAAAGCUUGAAAUAGUCGGUGAUAGGCCAAAAUUUUAUUCUGUCAGUUUUUCCGGCUGAUGCCCUACCCUAAAUUAGCUUACGUGUUGAGGAACCUUCAUCCGGGAGCCACAAUACAAGAAGUUGGAAGCAACCACCACCACCACCGAAACGCAACUCCUCCUUUGCGCCUUCAAUUCCCAAAAUCACUCACAUUUCACUCCUUCACUCUAACAACUCGCCGCCGAACAACUAUGGCUACUCACAAUUCCACCAAUUUCAGCUCUCCUCCUCAUUCAGAUUACGCUGAGAUUGUUGUGGUGCGUCACGGUGAAACUGCUUGGAAUGCUAUUAGUAAAAUCCAGGGACAACUGGAUGUUGAAUUAAAUGAAACUGGACGACAGCAAGCAGCUGCAGUGGGUGAUAGACUCUCAAGGGAAGCUAAGCUCUCUGUGAUAUAUUCUUCAGACCUUCAACGAGCUUCUGAAACAGCAGAAAUAAUUGCUUCCAAAUGUGGAGGGGUGGAGGUUGUCAAGGAUGCUGACCUACGGGAAAGACACCUGGGGGAUCUUCAAGGCCUUGUUUAUAGUGAACUUGCAAAAACUAAACCCACAGCUUACAAGGCUUUUGUGUCUAAGAACGAAGAUAUGGAAAUACCAGGUGGUGGCGAAAGUCUUGUUCAACUUUAUGAUCGUUCCACAUCUGCAUUGGAUAGAAUUGGCACGAAGCAUAUAGGGGAGCGAGUAGUCGUUGUCACUCAUGGAGGAUUCAUCAGAUCACUAUACCAGCGAGCCUGCCCAAAUGGAGGGCGUCCUGGGAAGGUACUCAACACAUCUGUUGGUGUUUUUCACAUAGAUGCUGAUGAUAAUUGGAUCUUAAAAAUGUGGGGUGAUGUUAGCCAUUUGAGCCAAACUGGAUUUCUACAGUCUGGUUUUGGGGGUGAUAGAAAUUCUGGUUAGACCAUUGUUCCCAUCCAAAAUUUUGAUUGUUUCCCAACCAUAGUUAACUAAGGUUUGUAUGAAGAUUGAAGAAGAGAUAUCAAACAGUGAUCAUAAAUAUGAAUUUGGCCCCUAUAAUGGGAAUUUUUUUUUUUUUUUUGCAUCUUAUCAUGCAAAUAUAUUGUCACCAUGAAAUGUGUGUAAAUUAUAUGAUUUUCUGGCGAUGGUA
Molecule: messenger RNA, 1204 nt
Organism: Trifolium pratense (red clover)
Lineage: Eukaryota; Viridiplantae; Streptophyta; Magnoliopsida; Fabales; Fabaceae
Product: phosphoglycerate mutase-like protein 4
Exons: 7
Coding region: 118-996 (292 amino acids)
Cellular component (GO): cytoplasm; cytosol
Molecular function (GO): phosphatase activity
Source: RefSeq, a predicted model, not a curated record